AAAGCACCAGCAGGCGCAAGGCAAAGACCCCUGCGAGGCCCAGGGGGAGCGUGGAGAGCAGCCCCCGGUGCCUGGAGUGGGAGAGAAGCGGGAGGGAGGUCCUGGAGGACACAGGGAUCCUGGAGGACACAGGGAUCCUGGAGACCACCGUCACUGGCCACGAAAAGCGGGACAGAGAGCAGAAGGGGGGGCGUGGAGCCCACCACGGAGCCCCAGGAGGGCCCGGAGCCCACCCCCACUGCCUGUGUGGGGCAGAGCCGGGGCGGCCCCGGGCUCCCGGAUCUCCUGGGGGUCCCGGAGCCCGCGGGGGUCCCGGUCCCCAAGGAGCACGUGGCCGAGGAGAGCGCGGUGAUCUCCCUGGACGAGGACGAGGAGGAGGAGGAGGAGGAGCGGGACGAAGGCCCGGGGCGGUACCUGGCGGCGCUGGAGGCCGUGCAGCUGGAGCUGGAGGCCGUGGAGGAGGAGGCUGCUCGAGCCUUUCGCCGCCUCCGCGCCCGCUUCUGCCUCCGCCGCCGGCCGCACCUGCAGCACCGCAACCGCCUCAUCCAGCACAUCCCCGGCUUCUGGGUCACUGCUUUCCUGAACCACCCGCAGCUCUCGGCCAUGAUCAGCGACCGCGACGAGGACGCGCUGAGCUACAUGACGAGCCUGCAGGUGGAGGAGUUUGGCCAGAGCCGCCCCGGGUGCCGCAUCCGCUUCUUCUUCAGCGUCAACCCCUAUUUCCAGAACGACGUCGUGGCCAAGGAGUUCGUGCGCAGCCCCUCGGGUCACCUCGUGUCCCACUCGACCCCGAUCCGGUGGUGGCAGGGCCAGGACCCCCGGUCCCGCUCCCACAAGGGCCCCCCGGCCCCCCGAAGCUUCUUCGCGUGGUUUGGGGAUCACAGCUUCCCUGCGGGGGACCGUGUGGCCGAGAUCAUCAAGGAGGAGCUUUGGCCCAACCCGCUCCAGUUCUACCUGCUGGGGGAGGGCGCCGAGGGCCCCCCUGACAGCGAGAGCGGCGAGGACUGCGUGGUGAUCCUGGAUGACGAUGAGGAUGUGCAGGAGAUCCCGGAUGACGGCGAUGGCAGUGGCGUGGAAGAGAUCCCGACUGAGGAGCCCCCCAACCCCCCCGUGGGACAGAAGGACCCCAGCAGGGGCAGAAUUUAAUUGGGGGGGGGGAUUUGGGGGUGCUGCACAUCUCCACCCCCCACUCCCCCCCUCAGCAUUGCGGGUAACGAGGGGCUGGGGGCCCCCAACACAGCUCAGGGUGUUUGAAGGCCUUUCACCCCCCCCUUCCCCCCCAAACCUUUCAGGAGCCCCCCCCCUCCAGGGACCUGGGGGGUGGGGGGGGUCCCCCUAAAUCCUUUCCCCCCCCCUCACCACACACAAGGGGAGAAACACAACCAUUUCCUGACCAUUUUUGUACAUGUUGGGUUAAAAAACUUGUAAAAUUUCCUUUUUAUAUCUAAAAAUAUAUUAUAAUAAAGAGAAAGUUUUAAGAGAU
Messenger RNA from Poecile atricapillus (Black-capped chickadee), 1483 nucleotides. Its product is annotated as putative testis-specific Y-encoded-like protein 3. The record is from RefSeq and is a predicted model, not a curated record. Gene Ontology annotation, cellular component: nucleus; chromatin. NCBI's taxonomy places the organism in Eukaryota, Metazoa, Chordata, Aves, Passeriformes, Paridae. Gene Ontology annotation, molecular function: chromatin binding; histone binding. The transcript is spliced from 7 exons. The annotation marks the transcript as partial. Gene Ontology annotation, biological process: nucleosome assembly.